AUGAAGGACAAUAAUGAACUAGGCAUCCGUCCCUUCGAGUGGUUGACAGAUUCUGCUUCGGUUGUACCUUUAGUCAGGGCGGCAGUUGCCUCGCCGCCAUCAUCAGAGAGACACGAGGCGAAGCUACUCAAGAUUCUGCAUGUCGGCAGCGGCAGCUCUGUGCUGGGCGAACAUUUGGUCGAGACCAUGGGAGAUGAUAUUGAGCGAGUCGUCAAUGUGGAUGUAGACACGGAAACAUUACACAGAAUGAAGCAACGAUGGGACAAGGUCGCCAAAGAUACGGCUACGAGAGACAAGCUCGACUUUUGUACGGCAGAUUUUGCAGCUACUAAAGGCGUUGUAAUAAUCGAAGAAUACCCAUCUGGUUACUUUGACAUUUGCAUUGACAAGAGCACGCUCGAUUGUACAUUAUGCAGCGAUUCCGCCAGCGCAGGACUCUUGACCGAGGUUUAUCGACUUUUGAACCCUUCUGGAGGAAUCUACAUUUGCAUCUCCUUUCAUCACCUGGACUUGCUGCAGCCACUACUGCAAGAUCUACCUGGAGCUCAUUGGGACGUUUCUCAUACCAUCAUGCAAAGGCAAGUGGAAGAUCUUAUUGGAAACAACAACAACAACAACAACAAACCUGAUGGGGUAGCGGAAGAAAAAGGCAAACAGGACGCAACUAACAGUUUAUGUACCAAAAGCCAAGGUGCUUGGGCAUCUGGAUCAUUUGAACCAGACGAACAAUACCGACGCACGGUGAAUGUUCUUACUUGUCGUCGUAGGCUACCAGCAGAUCCACUGGAGAAAUCCUGUGCCAUACUACUAGACAGAGAGAAAGUCAAGACACAUAUCAACUCUACCAAUGAUUUAUGGUUCCAGCACCACAAUCCCAUGCUGACAUCCAAGCGAAAAGAGACAAUUCAUUGCCUCUUUCAACAACAACAAGGGGAAAGCGAAGAAGGGACUUGUGACCUCGAAACUGCCUACAGCAUUCUUUUCACCGAGGCCGAACGGGAGCUCCUGACGUUUGAUUUGUUUCUGGAAGACUGGCAAGCAUGGAUUUCACAACAACAACAACAACAACAACAAAAGGAGGACCCUGGCUUUCCCAACGACAAAAUGUCGGUCGAAACUGCACUGGCUUUCCUGGAAGAAAUGCAGUGA
This is a messenger RNA of Seminavis robusta, 1149 nucleotides long. NCBI's taxonomy places the organism in Eukaryota, Bacillariophyta, Bacillariophyceae, Naviculales, Naviculaceae. The record is from the annotation of a GenBank genome assembly.